Messenger RNA from Diaporthe batatas, 1608 nucleotides. RefSeq lists its product as uncharacterized. The transcript is spliced from 2 exons. Bases 1 to 1608 code for a protein of 535 amino acids. The record is from RefSeq and is a predicted model, not a curated record. Lineage: Eukaryota; Fungi; Ascomycota; Sordariomycetes; Diaporthales; Diaporthaceae.
AUGACUCAGAAGAUCGUCCAAACGACCGAGCACAUGCUCUCGGUCGCCAGAGCCACCAUCAAACAACAGGAGGAGGAAAUUCGUCAGUUGAAGCUUGAUGUGCGCCGACUUCAACAAGAGACGAAGACCAAGAAACAACCCACACCGCUUCUACGAGAUCGUAAUUCGCGCAGCAGUGAAGAUAAUAGAUCUCAGACAGCGUCGGAUUCCGCACCCUAUGCCCGCCCGACAAGAGCGUCCCUGCUACGGCAAUCAACACCGUCUACUUCGAGCGGAGCCUCCACCCCGGCUACAUCUGUUUCCUCGUCGUCCUGCAGCUCCGCUACCACCAAACAGGCACCAAAGACCGUCGUCAUUCAGGGAACGACUUACACAUACAAGAAUGGCAAGCUGGAAGCAAGUGGCCCUGGCUAUCUUAGGUCUACCUACGCCUCAAUCAACAAGUUCGGUGAGCACGAGCGCCGAAGAGAGUGGGACUACGGCGUAUGCCGCCCACCUCCCAUCGACUAUUGGUGCUACCCUAGGAUCACACCUCUCCCUGGCUCGACGGUUUGGUGCGAUGAAGCGCUUCGACCACAGAAGUCGAUGGAGAUCUUGUCAGAGGAACAGCUUAAAGACAAACUCGAACGGAGACAGCUCGCGAUACGGACACGACUAUCUGACAACGCCUGGCUCUCGGAGCGCGCCAACAACGUGUGCAUUGACCACGACGAGACGGGCGACAUUCUACAGACAGCUGAGGACCUGGCAAAGUGGUGUUUAUACCAAUAUUUGUGCACCCAUCACCCUCGAAAAGCCCCGUUCUACUUCUCGGACCUCGACUUUGGCCGGGACGGCUUGAGAGACUUUUACUGGAGCAAGGCCUUCAACUACCGAGCCACCACAGAUUCGACAGUCGUUCAACACCUGGAGUGUUUGAUCCAGCUCAGGAAUACAGUACAUCACUUCCACGGAGGGUCUUGUGGUCUGGGACAAGUCGACAUGCAUCUCUCCACUGUACAGGAACUGGCAGUUCUUCUGUACGAUGAAGAGAGCGCAUUCACUGCCCGGGCUCUGAGGGAUCGGCUUCGUCGGGGGGCUGAGAAGGUGGCGAGCGAGAUCGAGACGAUUGAACUCCUGAAGGCGCUGUCUUUUGAUGAAGGCUGUACGUGGAGACUUCACCACAUCGAGCUGUUCCGUAACGUUUGCAAAGCAUACAAGCCAAUAGAUGAGGCGAAUGCUCGCAAGAAUUACUCCCCGGCAGUCGUCCACGGCGCCAUGGAGUUUGCUGAGGGAAAUCCCGACCUCAUCUGGGACCAGGAGCCGAAACUGGAUGCGAGCCUGGCAAGGGUGCGAAGGCUGGCGAGCGCUGGCAGCAGAAGUCAACAGAAGUCGGAUUCAGAGGGUCGUCAGGGUCGUUUGAAUAACGAGGCCAUCCCGAAGCGUUGGAGGACUUUAUCCACGAGCGGUCCUCGAGUGCUCCUUGAGAAGCCUGCCCGCACACAGGACAAAGCCCGCCGGGGAAGCUUCAGCAUCUGGGAAGAGGACAAGUCCAUUGAACGUCACGCGUGGAUGAAUUCUGAAGCAUCUGUCAGGAUGGGGACUUGGAAAUUGGGAUUGUGGAUGUAG